AUGCUCCCGAGAGUGGCCCGACUGAGUCCUCUGUGGCACGCUAGAUCGCCAUUACGGCCUCUGCCUGUCCGAUCCCUCUUUCUGCGACCCUCUUCGCCCUCCGUCUACCCUACACUUGCCGCUCGACCCUUCUCUUCGUACCUCCCAAUCCUCAAUCAGAACAAGUCCAAAGGUAUCUCCGACGAUGACGCGACUCCCGUGAACGUGUCUCCUUCCGAGCGAGCCAAGGCUGCUGGCGACAUCAAUCUCCAAGCAAAACUCACGUCCCGUAAUUCUGACAAGAACCAGGGAGUUGGAGACAUUUUCCGGCUCUUCCGACUCGUGAAGGACGAGGUGUGGCCGCUCAUUGGAGCUUUCACGCUGCUGUUCCUGUCGGCCGCUAUCUCCAUGACCGUGCCCCUCUCCAUUGGUAAGAUCAUGGAUGUUGUUUCCGAGGACGAAAAGGACCCAGAGGAUGCCGACCAACGAAAGGUUUUCGGACUGCCGUUGAAGCAGUUCUACAUUGCCCUUGGAGGUCUGUUCAUCAUCGGAGCCAUGUGCAAUAUGGGCCGAGUCUACUGCCUGCGAGUCAUUUCCGAACGUCUGUCUGCCCGUCUUCGAGCUCAGCUGUACAAGCGAACCGUGACUCAGGACGCAGAGUUUUUCGAUGCCAACCGAGUCGGAGACCUGAUUUCGCGUCUGUCUACGGACGCCCAGGUCGUGGCCAAAUCUGUCACCAACAACAUGUCCGACGGUGUACGAUCUAUCAUCUCCGGUGUCGUUGGACUCGGAAUGAUGUCCUACGUCUCUCUCAAACUCGCCACGUUCAUGAUGCUGGUAGCCCCUCCCGUGGCUAUUAUCGCGGUUAUCUACGGAAAGAAGCUUCGACAUAUCUCUCGAGAGCUCCAGACCGCCGUCGGUGGUCUGACUAAGGUAUCAGAGGAACGUCUUGGUAAUAUUAGAACGGCCCAGUCCUUUGGAGGAGAAAUCCAGGAGGUACGGCUGUACAACUCCAAGAUUCGUGCCGUGUUUGACAUUGGUAAGAAGGAUGCUAUGGCCAACGGAAUGUUCCAUGGCUUCUUCUCUCUGUCUGGAAACAUGACCAUUUUGGCUCUUCUAGUUAUGGGUUCUCAAAUGGUAUCUACUGGCCAACUAUCUCUGGGAGACCUCACCUCCUUCAUGCUGUAUGCUGGAUACACAGGAGGAGCCAUGCACUCCGUCUCGUCUUUCUACUCGGAGCUCAUGAAGGGUGCUGGUGCUGCCUCUCGUCUGUUUGAACUGAACGACCGAGAGCCUGCCAUCAACGCCACUAAGGGCCCCCAUCUGGAGUCUGCCCGAGGCAACAUUGACUUCAACCAUGUCGCCUUUGCCUACCCCACCCGUCCCUCUCUGCCUAUUUUCACCGAUCUCAACUUCUCCAUCCCCGCUGGUUCCAACGUCUGUAUUGUCGGUCCUUCUGGAGGAGGAAAAUCCACCAUCACCUCCUUGCUGUUGCGAUUCUACGACCCCACCAAGGGUUACAUUAGCAUUGGAGGCAACAACAUUCGAGAUUUCAACGUUAGAUCGUUGCGAAAACAGAUUGGUGUGGUGUCCCAGGAACCUGUUCUCUUUUCUGGCACAAUUGCCUCCAACAUCAGAUACGGAAAGCCGGAGGCUACCCGAGAUGAGAUCAUUGAAGCUGCUCGAAAGGCUAAUUGCACGUUCCUGGCCGACUUCCCCCAGGGUAUUGACACCCAGGUUGGAGCUCGAGGAACCCAGUUGUCUGGAGGCCAGAAGCAGCGAAUUGCCAUUGCACGAGCUCUGAUUAAGAACCCAGCUAUUCUGAUUUUGGACGAAGCCACCUCUGCUCUGGAUACCGAUUCCGAGUCCUCUGUUAACGAGGCUCUGCAGCGACUCAUGGAUGGCAAUUCCACUACCAUCUCCAUUGCCCACCGACUGUCCACCAUCAAACGAGCUGAUCGAGUCAUCGUUCUCUCCAACGAAGGUACUGUCGCUGAGCAGGGCAAGUUCACCGAGCUCUACGCCAACCACGACUCUGCCCUGUCUAAUCUCCUGCGAGCCAAGGAGGAGGAGGAGGUUGCUGAGCCCAAGAUCACCGAGGGAGAAAAGGCCACCAUUGAGGGCGAGAUUGAGUCCGAGAUUUCCGAGGAGGAAGCCAAGGAUAUUGAGGAAAACAGAGGCAAUCUUAUCAAGAACUAG
Molecule: messenger RNA, 2178 nt
Organism: Yarrowia lipolytica CLIB122
Lineage: Eukaryota; Fungi; Ascomycota; Dipodascomycetes; Dipodascales
Biological process (GO): oligopeptide export from mitochondrion
Cellular component (GO): mitochondrial inner membrane
Molecular function (GO): ABC-type oligopeptide transporter activity; ATP hydrolysis activity; ATP binding
Source: RefSeq, a predicted model, not a curated record